This is a messenger RNA of Drosophila busckii, 617 nucleotides long. RefSeq lists its product as uncharacterized. The transcript has 2 exons. Lineage: Eukaryota; Metazoa; Arthropoda; Insecta; Diptera; Drosophilidae. Gene Ontology annotation, biological process: regulation of synaptic transmission, cholinergic; sleep; positive regulation of voltage-gated potassium channel activity. The record is from RefSeq and is a predicted model, not a curated record. Bases 111 to 596 code for a protein of 161 amino acids.
CUUUGUGUUAAGGGCGUUGCUCUAGCUUAAUUGUUAAUUUGUGUUAUUUUGUCUAAAAACGCGUUUGUAAUUGUUUAACUUUUGGUCUUAUAAAUCAAAAACAUUCUAAAAUGCAAACUUACGUUCAAGUUACUGUCCUACUGCUACUUGCAGCUUUAAUACACGAAGGUGCUGCCAUUUGGUGUUACCGCUGCACUUCUGCAACACCUGGCUGUGCGGAUCAUUUUAACUGGCGCGGCAUUGGCUUUCUGGGUGAGCAAUGCCCCGAAAGCAAUGAUGUGUGCGUAAAGGUAACAGAACGACGUGAAGGCAGGGAGACGAUAACACGGGACUGCCUUAGUGCUUUGAGCUUCCGCACCGAUAUUCCAGCAGACAAAUACGAGGGCUGCAGACCCGCUGCCAAGGAUGUGCGUCUGGCGCACUAUGUCAACCACACCAUCAAGGAGCAUGAUGUGAAGCGCGAUUACUUCACAGAUACAACGUUCUGCUUCUGCUUCCUCGAUCAUCGUUGCAAUGGCGCGGGCGCGCUCAAGAGCUCUACAUUAGCGGCUGGCGCUGUUGUACUCCUGCUGCUGACCAAGAUGUGUCUACUGUAAACCAUUUCCAGGUUUAACAAA